AUGUUGCAGACUACUGCCCAGCCUCAAGGGCGCUCUCGAUCAAAUAGCCUGCAGCAAAUGCUUGAUUUGGAGAAGAAGCUCAAUUUCCAGCGAACACAUCAAGGCUCUGUGCCUCCAUCUCAGGCAUGCAUUGAUACCUCUCCUCCAAAUCCCGCCCAUACUCCCCGCCGAUUCGAAUUGGUGCCAAAGGAUAAAAAAGUCCCUCUUCGAAACUAUUCCGCCAUUCCUCCGCCGCUUUUCUCAUCACAUUCGGAUCCUGUGCGGUCAGAGUCACCAAACAUGAUUCCUCGAAAACCUGUUGGGAAAGGCAUGUCCCAACCAGCCUCGACAGAACAGCUCAAGGACUCUCCGCCCGCUCAAAAGACAGUGGCAUUUGUGUUUCCUCCAGAUAUUGAAGAGAAGCGCGCUGCAUGUCAAUCGCCCACUUGGGAGGCAUAUAAUCGUCAAAAGAGGGAGAGGAAGGAAGAGAAACGAAGGGAGAUUGAAAAGAAGGAAGAAGAGAGGCGAAAAGAAAAAGAGAAAGAAAGGAUCCAGGUUAUGGAUCAAGCACUUGAAGAAGCCUGGAAGAAUGCCCCCAAGCCCCGUGGAAGAAAGCUUAGCAAACCUCCUCCGCCUUCACCAUCCGUCCUUGCUGCUCAAGGCCGUAGCGUCACUGAGCCAGUGCCCACAACACAGAAGCGAAGAUCGCGCUCGUCUAGUUUAUUAGGGUUUUCCAUUGGUAGAAACAAUGAUGAUCCCGAAGAACCCAAACGAAGCAGUCGAUCCAGCUCACUCUCAUCUAUAUUCCGCAAGUCCUUUGAGAUUAAGAGAGCGUCAUUUGACGAGACGAGCUCUACCGGUUUCCUUGGAGGUGUCAAGCUUGAGAAGAAGAAGGAGGAUUUUCAUCAAAAGGUGCUUCAAGACCAGGCCAAAGGGGACAGCAAGGUUCAUCCAGCUAUGCGAAAGACUUUCCUGGGUCACGGCUCAUUUACACCUCUCAAAGUCAACACCCAGCCAGAUGCGCAGAAGAAAUACCCACCCAUCUCGCUCAAUACAUCCGGCGCGAAAAUGCCGUCGGCGAAAUCACAGAAAUCACCGGGAAGAAGGGGUUCUGUGAAUAUUUAUCUGUGGAGCGCUCGUGCGAGACGGGGUUCCGUUAGUGAUGAUUGCGCUGUUGAUGAUACGGAAGACGAGGGUGACCAGAACAAAGUGCACACGCCCGAUAGUGAGAUUCUAUACCACAAGGCUCAAGGUUUGAAUCGAAGAGGUGGUCUCUACGUCAAGAAGGAUCAGAAUGAAGGGGACAAGUCAAACAUCGAAGACAAGAACUCACCCAAGAAUGCUGAGAAGCAAGCAACACCACGCACUUCAAACCAAAGUCUGAAGCAAACCCCGACAGUCAACGUCCCCAAGUCCGAAAACCCUCCCAAGCAAGACACCAUCACAGUAUCAAGACCACCGAUAGCAUCCGCACAACAUCCAACCAGGAGAUCGUCCGCCGCAUCAGGUCUCUCCAUCCCUCCCACGCCUCCGCGAAAAAGCUCAAAGAGACGAGGUUCUCUUACCUUGUUAACCCGUCUCAACCACUCCCAACCUUCCGACGAACCAUCAACCGCCAAGAGCGCACCAGUGGAUAAAUCGUCAAAAGAGAAGUUGUUUAGGCAUAACCCACCGAGCAUCCGCUACGAGCAGACUCAGCCAGGCGCGCGCCCAAAACCCAUCACCACAGACCCUGAACCCGCCGUUACCACCAAAUGGAACCUUAAGGAGGCUGCCAGAAGUGCGUUCGGUCGAGGUCAUUCUGUUCAAGGGUCUGUUUCUUCGACGGCAAGUUCGUCUACCGUUGGACCUCCGGUGCCACCAAAGAAUAACGCGCAUGCUUUGAGUACUGCCAACGCUGCACCUAUCCGUACUCAGCACGUUCAUAUCCCUAAACAUCUCACCCUACCAACAUCGUGCUCUCCAACAGGUCGUCGGCCCAUGACGAGUUCCUCUGAUUCAUCAUACUCUGACGCGAUUCUAUCUGUAUCUCCCCUCAGCACACCGCGCUCAACACCUCCUCAAUCCGAAAUGGGCCACUCUCCCAGAAUAGUAUCCGGAAAGCCCGCAAACGCCGGCGCGUACUGGUCCUACGCAAACUCACCUCAACUUGCGCCCAGCGAUAAUUUGGACGCAGACGUUGACUCUAUCCAAGAAGAAGCCAACAGAGUUAUGGAAACAUUUUCCAACGCCAACUCCACACCGCGCAGACAAACCCCUUCCGAUGAACGAAGCUUUACGCACACCCUCAAGCAUAGCAGAGGUCCUGUCCGAUCACCUGUUCAAGGCCAUAGACCUGCUCUCUCAGAUUCUGAAUCAGUAAAGGCUGUUAAAACACUUCGUCGGCAGUCCAAUUUGGAACACCACCAGCAUCACGGUGAACCAAGCGCCAAGAUGUUUGUUGAAUGCUGCGCUUGCAGCCGCUACCACGACAUGCCGAGUAAACUCUACGAAGCCAUGUCCAACCCAGAUGGUGUGUUGAGCACUGGAUCAACUGAUUAUGCGGGUAGUUUGAGCAUGACUGUUAAGUGUGCUUGGUGUAGACAUGAGAUGAGCACCAGAUGCUGUGCGGGAUUCGCAGCCAUGGUGUACAUCAAGGAACGCUUCCAUUGA
Molecule: messenger RNA, 2631 nt
Organism: Fusarium venenatum
Lineage: Eukaryota; Fungi; Ascomycota; Sordariomycetes; Hypocreales; Nectriaceae
Source: RefSeq, a predicted model, not a curated record